AUGUUGUUACCCAAAACAAUAAUGGCGGACCUUAGUUUCCAGUGAAAGCAACGGCGAUGGAGUUGACGUGUGAAAUAUGGGAUUUUAAGCGAACGGAUGAGGAAACCCACUGACAUUUUCGAAUUCUGUGUUUCUUUUGGAUUCCACAUAGAAGCAAAACAGAAGAUAUGCUAGCCGGUGGCUAUUCAAAGCGUUACCAAACCCUGGAGAGAGAGCAGGUUGAUCACUUGAAGACAAUGAAGCAGGUGGAGAAGGGAGACAUCAUCGCUCGUACCAGAAGACUUACUCAGGAGACCAACAAGAGGAGGAAAGCGCAGGCCCAGAGAAGGAAACAUGAACUAAAAAGAGAGGAGAAAAGGAGACAGGACAUCUUACACCGACGUCAUGAGGAACAGCAAAAGGCUACAGAGAAGUACCAGCGAUCUACCAUCCCCUCCAGUAGAUCCAGCAGUCGCAGGUCCUCACACCCACACACAACAACUGGGAUAGAAGAAGCCUUGAGGCUCAUCAGAGGAACCCCACCUCUGUCACGACAGAACAGCCUCUCAUCCACUGGCAGUCAUAAAGGUAGAACCUCUCCUCGAGCUUUCGGGACAUACAACCAUGAUCCACUAAGUAGACCCUACUUUAACAAGUACUCAAGUCGGCAUUUGAGGCCACAGUCUACAUCUGAUCGUGCCCAGGAACAUGCAGAUAUGCGUGACAAGUCACUGCGGAACUACACCGACAGCCGGACUCUGUUUGAGCAGCAGCUAGAGCAGCAUCAACAGCUUCUUUUGGAGGAUCAGAAGAAGUCCCUCCACAUCUUUAACCAGGCCAUUCAGCGUGAGAUGGAUGCUGAUGCCAAACUGGAGGGCACUGAAGAAGUUGGAGAAGAAAUGUCUUGGAUGAAUCGUAGUGACAGUUUGUCAAGUGUUGACAGUCUAGAUGCUUCACGAGAGUCAUUUGGAAAAGACAGACCUCAGACAGCGAGUACAGCCACAAGGUCCAAUUCUUAUCCUAGACCUGUCCAACCUAAGGCCACACCCCUUGUUGGGAGAGUGACUCCGAAUAGUGCUAGCGUUACUAUGACAGAUGACUCCUUAGAGUCCAAACCAUUCCAAGUGGAGUAUCAUGAUGCAAAACCUCCUACAACGAAUUAUGACAGAGGUGCAAUUAUUGGGCCUAUUGUGAGUAAUAUAAAUCAGGAACAGUCUUUUGUUCUUCAUUCUCAUCUCCAGGGAGCCCCUCAUUCCUCAGCAGGGAUGAUGAGCCAGCAACAACAGAUGCAUCAGAUAGGGCAGCAACAACAGAUGCAUCAGAUGGCGCAUGAAGCAAAUGGAGGGUGUUACCCAGGACAGCUGUCCCAGUUCCCCAGCCAUGUGCCCCCCUACCUUCCCAUCUACACCCAACCCACCAUGCCUGAUAACACAGGGGUGCAGACCGAGCCCAGUACAAGUGCUGGGUAUGUUCUACCUUCAAGUGUGAAGGAGAAACGUGAUUACUCCCAAGCUACCACUCUGUCAACACUUUCCCUCACUAAUCCCAUCAGUCAGGCCGGUCCAUCAUACAUCCCAGCAACUGUCUCCAAGCAGACCCUUCCACCUGCAGCCAUCUCUGCCAGCACUGCCAACUCUCUACCUUCAAACCCAGCGACGGUUUCCUGUACAUUGGCAGCAACUGUGUCCACUACAAGUUCACGCCCACGACCCAUUCCAGCUGUCACACAAACAGGAAGUAAAGACAACGUCAACAACACAGCACCAUCAAAGGGCACAGAAUCAGGGAAUAUUGUUAAUGGAACUCUUGGACUGGUUCAUGGUAAGCUGGCAAUUCUUGCUAAUAUUGAAGCAGUAGCCAAUGAUAACUUGCCAAGCAAGCAACAAGCCACCCAGCGAUCCAAAACAAUGCCGAAGAAAUCUGCAUCAGAUUUUGAACCUAGGGAGGUAAAGAGCAUUCUAAAGAGGCCAGAAUCCAGCAAACUGAAAAAGGUGGCAUCCACAGGCAGUUUGCAUACCACUGGAUUACGAGUGAAAGACAGCAUCGAGAUUGCCAGGGGUAACCGCAGAUCUGAUCAAAGCAGAAAUGGCAGAGGGUCAGGAAAGAAGAGCGUGAGAUUUGCUGACUUGCACUAUGACGAAGAUGUCCCCGAGGACAAUGACAGUGUAGACAGCAACACCGACAAUGCUACACCAGUCAAGAAGGUCACCCAGAACAAUGAAAAUACUGGACAAGGUGCCUCUAAGCCUGCACUGCGGCAACGCCCAGUCUCAGCCAAGGUUUCAGGAUCCAAUAGGGUAAACCGACUGACUCGGGCAGCCAGUGCCGGCACUCUUAGACCCGGCCAGCAACAACAUGCUCAGGAUCGACCCCGAGCUGUGGCCCACAUCAUAGCUCACUCAAUAGAAGGAAACGACUACCUCAGUGGCAACCAAGGCAAGAAGGUUACAGUAACAACCAACAACUUCAUGGGUAAGGUCCCUGUGGCAAUACCAAAACAAGCAACGUCCGCUUCCUCCCAGGGUGUCAUCUACACAGCUACCAAUGCCUACACUGAACUGACCGGAGAUGUGACAAGUGUGUUGCAGAAGGCUGAUAGCGUGGCUGCUGCCUACCAGACCAAGUAUGUGGCAGCUCCUAUCAACAGCCACCUGACUCAGACACCCGCAUCUGAUGCCUUGAACAAAAACCAGCCAGUUUACAACGAGAACGGUCUCCGUAUUGAUCGAACUCCCACUGAUGAUGAAAUUAACUGGCUCUGGGAGAAGGUGAGGACAUGUCUGAACCGUGAACCGACCCCAUCAGAGAAGAAGACGACUGCGAGUCUCAUAGCUGCUGAUCCUUCCCUGAGUCGCCAGGCGGCACCUGUCUCUAACAAGUACAUAGAUGGCCAAUCGCUUGGUUUGACCGGCAACACCCGGGUGAACACCGCUCUGUUCAGUAACACAGUGCAGCACCGAGCCAUCAACAACAUGGCCAGCAGACAGAAGCCGGCUAGUGCUAACAACGGAGGCUACAUGCGCAAGUUUGGUAUGUUGCAGCAGCGGAAAAAUCAGUCCAACUCGGCAAAGAGGAACACACAGCCGCCUACAUUCAGCCAGUUGGAGCCACAGGAGAGUGACAGAGUCCAGCCUAAUGUGACCGAGAGUAUGGCAACGUUUCUGGCUGCAGAGCACUUUGCUGGGAAGAGCAUGUCUGACAGUCAGGUGCAGCUGGCUCUCGAGGAGGCACAGAGACGGCAGCAGGAGAUCCGCACACUUAUAUCACGAGGCACCGCAGGUCCGUCAGCAUUGUCUCUAGAGGAACAGAAGCUGCUGGAGUCUCUGGAACAUUUGGAUGAUAAACUCCAAAUUUCAGAGAGCAAGCACAAGCCUGGCAGCACAGCCUCUCAUGGUCACUCCAAUCACGGUCAACAUCACUUUGUCCAUGACGGAACUCAGGCUACCGGUACAUUUCAGUCUGGAGGGUUUCGAGGUCAUCUACCAAUUUCGCAGCCACAGCGUGGACACACUCCUGGCAACAGUACACGACAGAGGGUCCAAUCAGCCAGACACUACCACUAGAGCGUGCCACUGCAUCCACCACGCUGUAGCUGACUAGUUCUCCAGAUGAGAUUAAAGGGGCUAUUAGGAUGGACAUUCCUAUAAAACUCAGCCACGUUAUAACCACUCAUGGUUCAUGUUUUUUGGAUCCAUGGUCAUGUGACCUGGUAAUGUGCUAUACCUUGUAGUAGCUCUGUAAAAUACAGCAGUAUUUGUCUAGGAGCUGGAGCUACUGUAACGGUAAAGAUGCCACUGUUAAUUAGCUGGACACUGCUGCUUUUGUACAUGUCCAUUAUCAGCACAUGACUGUGGUAGGCUUGUUCAAGAUGGCUGAUGUCGCUGUGGUACAUCAGGCCAAGAUCUGUGAUAAUUUAUUAAUAUUAUUUCAUUAUUUCCAUUUUACUAGUUACCAAAUGAAUUUACUAGUUACCAAACAAAUUUAUCGACAUUCUGACAAUGAUUCAGGCACUAGAAGCUACUUUCAAGAUGGUUCCAUGAUAUUCCUUGAUACAACACUGUGCAGGGCAGAUCAUGGAUGCCCUUGACUGAAGCACCACAUUUGUUGUCAGGGGUAAAAGCGCUCUACUUCUGAUUAAUUUAAAAUGUACAAAGUAUUUACAUAAUCAAGCUUUACUGCAGUUACAGCAUGAUCAGCUUAGAUCAUAUCACAGAUUUACUCCGUCCAUGUUAUUUUACAUUGUUACGUUCCCAAGUUUGUCCAUAUUUAUGUUGUUGACAGAUUGUUUCUAUGAAUCAAUUCUAGUUGUCUUAUUGUAAGCCAAAGUAUCAUUCCGUCCACUUUCAUAGUGAAGUUUUUAUUUUGUUGCUGCAGUUUAUUUAUUGUUCAAAUUUACUGUAAUAUUGUCUACAAAUUAGCUAGAUAAACCAUAUCCCAGACAGCCUUGUAACCAUGGUAACACCUAUAACAGCUUCAGGGUACAUGUAAUUUCAAUGUUACCUCAUUCCUACAAUUUGUGAUAAGUGCCUUGAAACUGUUCUCCACAAAUAUCUUGUUAAUAUUUUGAUUGAAUGCAGUCUGCAAUCUUGAUGUUAAGCAUGAGAAAAAUAACAUUCCAGUAUCGCAGUAUUUAUUGUUAAAGAUAUUUCCAAAAUGUCAUGUUCCAUAAUUGUUGAAAAAUACUGAGAUCUUGUAAAUCAUGUUCUUGAAAUUUAGGUGCUUUCUAACAUUCCUGAGAGCUGCAAUAAACCAAGAUUUGUUUCUAA
Messenger RNA from Haliotis rubra (blacklip abalone), 4745 nucleotides. RefSeq lists its product as uncharacterized. The record is from RefSeq and is a predicted model, not a curated record. Gene Ontology annotation, biological process: non-motile cilium assembly; mitotic spindle organization; cytoplasmic microtubule organization. Gene Ontology annotation, cellular component: ciliary base; centrosome. NCBI's taxonomy places the organism in Eukaryota, Metazoa, Mollusca, Gastropoda, Lepetellida, Haliotidae.